AUGGUUGCAGUAACGUGCUGUACAACUGCUAAACAGUUGGUUGUACUUGCAAAUGCUAGCAAUAUCGAAAUGACCGUUGGAAGUUACGUAGCAGAAAUAGCAAGGCAAGGGAUUUGGGCAUCGCUCACUGGUGGAUGGUACUAUGAGCCGGGUUACUCACCAUUUUGUAAUGCAGUUCAUUUAUAUCUUUGGCUAGUACUCUUCCUCAUUCCUUUGCUGCUUGGUAUAUGUUAUGACGGCUCUACUCCUUCUUAUAUUGUAGUUGCGUAUGUAGGCUUUAUCGUUAUCAUCUUUGUGAUACUUAAAUUCAUUGUUACUUAUCUGCACAACUUGUUCGAUACAGCUGAUCCAGUUCCGUAUCCACCUCUUCGCUCACUAAAAAUUGAAAGUUUUUCGUAUGAAACGGUGCCGCACUCAAACGAAAAACUUAAAGACGAAGAAAUUGAAAUGGUAAAUAUGAAAAAUGGUGAGGAUGAAAACGCUGUUCAUAUUGAACCUCAAGCCUCGUCAAGAGAAAACCGAUUAGCGGAAGCUGAUGGAAAUUUGACUUCAUUUGUUGAUGUGGAAUCCAGAGUUUAUAAAGAUAACAGUGAAGAAUGGGAUGAAGAUCGAAGCAGUGGAAAACAUUCGGAACAGGGUUUGCUUGUACCACCGCUAACCACGCUCCUUCCAGCGGACAGUUUGGAGUUAUUGCCAUUAGAAGGAAGACGUCAGUCUGGCAAUACUGCUAUGAGUCGACGAGUUGGAAUUGAUCGGAAGUUUUCCGAACCUUGUCUGAAGGAAACGCACAGACGUUGGUAUCGGACACAACGUCGACGUCUAAGUGAUACAGGACCGUCUGUACGUCGGGCAAAGUCAGUUUUUGAGACAUCAAAUAAAGGAGGUACUACCAUUGGAUCAGUACUAAGUCAGAGAACACUGGAAGAAUGUAAGAAAGUGACUCGUAAAUCAUAUCCGACUAAAAUGAGCAGCACAGCAGCGUUCUUGUCAAGUGCCCUAGCAAAACACUCUGUACUAUUUCAUUCAGAUGGACUGAAUUGCGAAAGCAGACCAGAAACUGACUCAAAUGAUCACUGUGCUGUGAACAAAAAAAACUCCGUAAUGUUCAUUGAAGAGGAUGAGCAACGAAUUUCAAAAAGAAUUACGCAGCAAUAUCAUUUGCCUACUAGUCAAGAAAUUCAGAGGAACAAAACAUUUGGUACCAGAACUGUUGUACCCACUGAGCCUGAUGCUGAACCAAAAGCAAACAUAUCUUCUGGUGAAGGCUGGAGGCCUAUUUUUGUCUCACUUGGUGAUUUGGAUAGACCUUCGACGAGUACAUUGCAUCGAACAUCAGAACUAGUCGAAGGAGGCGAUAAUCUUUCAUUACUCAGGAGCAGUUCUAAAGGAGUGGACUUGAAAUGUGAAAUUACGAAAUUUCUGGAGGAAUUAAUUGACAAACAUCCGGAAACAUUAGAUGCUAUUGAAAAUAUAAGAAUGAACAGACUUGGACGGGGUUUCACUUCUAGUAAUGCUUAUUAUCUUCGCUCUCAGCCAUCGAUUUUGGCUAAACCAAGAUUAGUAGAGAGAAAUUCUGCAACCGUAGCAGCAUUGUCGAAUUUAGCUUUAAAAGAUGGUACUCACGUAGCCUUGGAUCACGAGGACACUUCUCAAGGGGCUGUUCAUUCAUUCCAGGAUGAAGAUGGUAAUUGGUGGACGUAUGCUUUCGAUGAACAUGGAGUCGGAACAGCUCAUGCUUUGGGUAGUAGCCGUGCUUUGAUGGAAAUGAUCGACAAUAAUACGAUUACUGUACCUAAUGUGAAGCUUACAGCUUUAACAGAGAAUAGUUCCGACUCAGCAGAGGAUUCUGAUGUCGAUCACAAUACGCUAGUAAAUAUGAAUGAAGGCUGUUCACGUUCACAACUUAUAGAUGGCAUGUCUUCGUCUGCUACAGGCAGGUCUCGGGCAUUGUCAUCUUCGUCAAUAGAAAGUAGUACUUAUAUUGCUGACACACCUAGUGCUGUAUAUCAUGCUUCUAGUUCUGCGUUAAUGUCAACGCAUUCGAACCGUGAUAGACAAAAUGUUUCAUUUUCUACAAUGGCUGCUCGUUUGAGAAUUGCGUCUAGAAGACGAUCUCAUGAAAGUUUUUCUCGUAGAAGUAACUUUGUAGAAGAACAAACUGCUGAAAAUACUCCACAAAUUUGUGGCAUAUUAUCAAAUAGUGAGUACCGAAGAGCAUCAGGUGGUCCUACUUCUCCACCUAAUGAAACACCUUCAGCUUUUCAUCGCAUGCCUUUUUUUUCUGACUUAUCUGGGAUUGGUACAUCGGAUUCAAGCCGAACUAGUGACCGAAGAAAAAGUCAUUACUACUGGCUCAAAAUAUUUCCUGCUUUUACUGGUUGGAAAGGAAUGAAGCUAGAAAUGGAUCGUCUUUCAGUAGCUGCAUUAUUCGAUCGUAACAGUACACUGUUCUCAACUUUAUUUGAUAUUUUUCUCGCCUCAGCUAUUGCAGUUCUUACAGUUAUUAUACUUUCACGUUCUAUAUAUUACGAUCUGUCUCUCGUACUUUUUGCUUUCGUUGUUGCAGGGACGCAUUUCUCUUUAUUGAAAAGCGUACAGCCGGAUGCAGCAUCACCAAUACAUGGAUUCAACUGGCUUGUAACAUACUCGAGACCUGUUUAUUUUUCAAUUAUGGCUGUAGCGUUGCUAGUCAUGGAUAAUGAUUGGUGGAGUCAUCAUGAUGGAUCUCAGAUUUUAGAAUUGGAAUGGAAUUUGUAUCGUUUACGGAAUAUUUCACUGCCUACUGUUUUUCUAGCUUGUCGGGACUUAUUUUCGGUCUUAUUAAUUUUGCUACCUGUCGCUUUCACUUUUGGUUUGUUGCCCCAGGUAAAUACGCUGGCUUUGCAUGUAUUCGAACAAGUGGAAAUGUAUGUUUUUGGUGGUACGGCUAGUCUUUCGUUGUUAUCUGGAUUUAUUCAAGUCAUUAAAAGUUUGCUUGGUUUCUGCUUUCUUUGCUUUGUAGCAAAUACUGCGAAACGUGCCGAUCCCAGUGGAACACAAAAUGCAUUUUUCUCUGCCUUCGUUGCACUUUCUGUCGCAGUUUCAUAUCUUCUUUCAAGAAGCUCAAGCAAUAUUGGUAUCAUGACAUCAAGUUUCCAGUUCAUGAAAGUGUCGAAGUGUAUCCAGUUAGAUUCAGUUCAAGAGGCAGAGAACCAAGUGAAGGAUGGAGAUGCGACUUCAUAUCCAGACGAUCCACUACCUGGUGAGAUACGAACAAUUCUCAUGAAUCGAAUGAGAAGCGAUGUUACUAUUUCCUUACUUAUGUCGCUGCUUUUCUUUGCGCUUCAUUGUACUUCAGUUUUUACUGCUGCGCAGCCUUUUUUACAAACAGUAACAUCUGUUGCUUGUAUAAUUUUUGGAUUCAUAAAUCACUAUUUGUACAUGGAGUUGCGAACAAACACACCCUGGCGUAUUUUUUCUCGACCACUUUUACGUGCUCAUGAAUUUUCUCAGUUUGAAUCGCCUGUUGCUACUAAAUUGAUGCAUUUUGAAAUUAUUCAUUUUUAUAUGCUCGCUGUGGAAAAAAAUUUGCUGUAUCCAUUAUUAGUGGCGAGUACAGUAACGAGUAACAAGUGGACAUUACAUCCUUAUUUUAUUGCCCUUUUUGCUUUUCGAAUUCUUCGUUCUGCCUUUUCUCAGCCACAGCUUGUGUUUAUACCACUGGGAUUUUCUUUCCUGCUGACAAAAGCAGAUUUUGCUGGUUAUUCCAACAUUGACCUGUAUUUUCCACUGUUGUUUUACACAGCAGCAUUUAUUUGGCCGAAAGUGGUAGAGUUUUCGCUGAAAAUUAAUUUCAUUCUUGCAUAUGUUGCACCUUGGCAAAUCAGUUGGGGAUCCGCAUUUCAUGCUUUUGCACAACCAUUCAGUGUGCCACACACAGCUUUGUCAUGUAUUCAAAUCAUUUUGUCAUCAGUCAUAUCUGCCCCUCUAAAUCCUUUUCUAGGGUCGUCGUUCUUCUUAACAUCUUACGUGCGGCCAGUCAAAUUUUGGGAAAAAGAUUAUAAUACGCGUCGCGUAGAUCAUUCCAACACUCGUUUGAUCUCACAAAUUGAUCGUGGACCAGUAAUGGACGAUAGCAAUUUGAAUGCUGUAUUUUAUGAACACUUGACCAGAUCGCUUCAAAAUUCUCUAGCUGGCGAUAUCCUCUUGGGACGUUGGUCAACGGCAUUACAACCCGGAGAUUGCUUCAUUUUAGCUAGCUAUUAUCUGAAUUGUUUGGUCCAUAUUAUCGAAGUUGGCAAUGGCUUUGUUGAGGCAAUCAGCGAAGGUGUUGGAGAAGGCAUGGGUUGUUGUUGCUGCUCAGUGAGUUCGCUCCCUGGAUUGUUAUCAUUGAAUACAGCGUGGGUUUUGCGGUGGCUUGCAUGGGAAGUGGUGACAGCAAAAUAUAUUAUUGAUGGUUACUCAAUAACUGAUAAUUCUGCUGUUAACUUGCUUCAGGUACAUGAACUGCGUCGGCUCUUAGUCACACUUUAUGUGAAAAGUAUAAUUUUCUAUGCUCUCAAUUCAUCAAAAUUCGUGCAGUGGAUUCAGCUUCCUAGUAUUCUCGCGACUCUCCAAUCAAUUGAAACGAACAGUCGAUAUGUCGAUUUGGAUCCAAUGUUCAACGCUGCGAAUGAUGAAGACUUUGAUACCAAUCUUAUGGGUGUUUCUCGUCAGUGUUUUACAGAACUUUACGAAAACUGGAUACGUCACUGCAUACAGCAGCAGGCAAUAAACAAUGAAAGUUUUAAUGGGGCGGAAGCCAAUAUAAAUCGUAUCAAUGCAUUUUGUUUUGCUCUUUCCGUUGUUGGACGCAGAACACUUGCGGCUGCUUCACAUAAUCGUCAUGCGAAUGCUGCUGAAUCAUUCCUUUAUGGCUUGCAUACUUUAUUUAAAGGCGACUUCAGAAUAACUUGUCAGCGGGACGAAUGGGUAUUUGCUGAUAUGGAUUUGUUGCGAUGUGUAAUUGCACCAGCAGUGCGAAUGGCAUUAAAAUUACAUCAGGACCACUUUGCCGCUGGCGAUGAUUUUGAUAACACAACUUUGCUAUAUGAACGUAUCUCUCAUCAUUUGAAAAGAUUAUUUAUUUCUCACGAACAUGAUGCUGCUUGGAGAAGGGCGAUUAUUGCAAAUACACCGACUCUAUUAGCUUUGCGACAUAUUUACGAUGAUGGUCAAGAUGACUACAAAAUUAUCAUGCUGAAUAAGAUGCAUCUCAAUAUGAGAGUGAUAAAACUGAAUCGCGAAUGUGUUCGGGCUUUUUGGGCAGGCCAGCAACAAGAGUUGAUUUUCUUGCGAAAUCGUAAUCCAGAAAGAGGAUCAAUUCAAAAUGCUCGUCAAGUUCUAAGGCAAGGUUUACAUGUCAAUAAAUUAAACAUGAUAAAUAGUAGUGCCGAUCAACCUAUUGGUUAUCCAAUUUAUGUAUCUCCUCUUACUACUUCUUUCACUGAUUCACAUCCACAGAUACGCUUAUUAAGUACACCACCAAUAACGUUGGAAUAUCUGACGCGCCUACUUCAUUCUUUAUGGAUUUCACUAAGAACGCAUUUCGGUACGAGUAGAAGCAGUAAUGUACCAGCUCAAUUCGUAACAACUGGAAUAUCUACAAAUGCUAUGCGUACUAAUCCUAAUCACGAGGGACUAAGUAAUGUAAUACACUCUGAUGCUGCUCCUAUUUUUUCUGCGAUUUCAACGGUUAGGAAUGUUCAGACUUGCAGACAGCGGUAUGGAUCUGAAUUCCCACCAUCUUCCGAAAACUGCAUUGUUUCGGUCGCAUCCGAUGGAGCUUUUGAAGUAGCCCUGUGUCGCGAUGCUUUGAAAUCUGUCAAUGCAGACGAGUCUAUAGAGUUAAAUAAUUCUUCACGUGACUCCUCACAAGAUCAACAAACAUACUAUGCCAGAAUUACUGAUAUAGAGCAGAUUUUCACGUGUCUAGAUGAACCCUUGAAGUCAACUGGUGAACCAUUAGUUAUCUGGCCAAAUGCUCAAUGGCAGUUACUCGGUGGUCGUCGCUCAUGGAAUCUGAUGCCAUUUAAAGGACAUCGUGGAAAAGUUGUGCACAAAUGGGUCCCCUUCCAUCCACGCCGUGAGCGGCGAUCUCAUGCGGGCACUAUAUAUCUACUUAGUGUGAAAGAAAUGGAUGGUUGCUACGUUCCUGUUGGUGAAGAUGGGAUAGAGUUCAUAUCGAAGGAAGAAUAUGAUUGCGACUUAAAAACCGAAGCUACAGCGCAAAUUGAAUUGUCAAAAACCUAA
This is a messenger RNA of Thelazia callipaeda (thelaziosis nematode), 6270 nucleotides long. NCBI's taxonomy places the organism in Eukaryota, Metazoa, Nematoda, Chromadorea, Rhabditida, Thelaziidae. The record is from the annotation of a GenBank genome assembly.